CACAGUCACUCACACCAUUGCCACCCACCAUCUUCCUUCCUUCUUACCACUCCACCUCACGCACCAUGCCCGCGACCGUCAAGCGCGAGCGUAAUACCCGCCCCAAGGCCGAGGGGAGCAACCGCCGUCGUGCCGACCCGGACAGCACCGAUACCGAGGACGAGGCCGGUGACGAGACGGACAUCAAGCCCAAGCUCGACGGCGUGGAGAAGGAGGGCAUCGACUUCAAGUACACGAGCGAGCCGCGCGGCAGUGUCCGCGCGCCCAACGCCCUGGCUAUCACGCUGCAGGGGAGCAAGGACGGCGUGGGGCACAAGAUCGAUCUGUGGCUUCCUCCGACGGCGAGCGUGCGGACCCUCAAGAAAUACCUCUGCACGCACUACGGCUACUCGCUCGACAAGCUGCGCCUCAUCCACGACGGCAAGAUCUGCAUCGACGCCGACACGAUGGCGUCGCUCGGGGUCGAGACGGGCGACGCGUUUGACGUGUACCUCGAACAGCUCGGCGGCUAG
Molecule: messenger RNA, 512 nt
Organism: Vanrija pseudolonga
Lineage: Eukaryota; Fungi; Basidiomycota; Tremellomycetes; Trichosporonales; Trichosporonaceae
Exons: 4
Coding region: 66-512 (148 amino acids)
Molecular function (GO): protein binding
Source: RefSeq, a predicted model, not a curated record